Podarcis lilfordi (Lilford's wall lizard) is the source of this 14985-nucleotide messenger RNA. NCBI's taxonomy places the organism in Eukaryota, Metazoa, Chordata, Lepidosauria, Squamata, Lacertidae. The record is from the annotation of a GenBank genome assembly.
AUGGAGCAGGCCUGCAAGGAGGGGGCGGGCAGCGGGGGUCUCUGGGCCGCGUGCCCACCUGCCCCCAGCCCCUUCUGGACCGCCAUCUUUGACUACGAGGCCUCAGCGGAGGAGGAGCUGACCCUGCGCAGGGGGGACCUGGUGGAGGUCCUCUCCAAAGACUCCACCGUCUCCGGGGACGAGGGCUGGUGGGCCGGGAAAGUCCAGGAGAAGGUGGGGGUCUUCCCCAGCAACUACGUGGCCAGUGACGCCAAGUACAGCCGCCUGCAGGACUCGCUGGUCUGCCCGCCUCCGCUGGAGAUCUCCUUUGAGGAGCUGGAGCUGGAGGAGAUUGUGGGCGUGGGGGGCUUCGGGAAGGUCUACAAGGGGCUGUGGCGGAGGGAGGAGGUGGCCGUGAAGGCCAUCCGCCAGGACCCCGAGGAGGACAUGGCGGUGACGGCGGAGAACGUGCGCCAGGAGGCUCGCCUCUUCGCCAUGCUGAGGCACCCGAACAUCAUCGCCCUGAGGGCUGUCUGCCUCAGCCCCCCCAACCUGUGCCUGGUGAUGGAGUAUGCCCGGGGAGGGGCACUCAACCGCGCCCUGGUGGGCCGGAAGGUGCCCCCCCACGUGCUGGUCAACUGGGCCGUCCAGAUCGCCAGGGGCAUGAACUACCUGCACAACGAGGCUGUUGUCCCCAUCAUCCACCGGGACCUCAAGUCCAUCAACGGUAAGCCCUGUCGCUGGGAGAUGUUGCUUCAGCAGUGAAGGGGCUCAGAGGGGGAGGCUGUGCCUAGUCCUGGUUGCUCAGCCAGGCACUGAUCCCGGCAGGGGGCUUCCCUCCUCCUCUUGUGUAACCUCACUUGCUUACCAGUAACCCUGCAUGAUAGAGUCAUGGACUGGUAGAGCUGAGAGGGUCUCCUUGGGAUCACCUGGGACGUGGGUGGUGCUGUGGUUAAACCACAGAGCCUAGGACUUGCCGAUCAGAAGGUCGGCGGUUCGAAUCCCCGUGAUGGGGUGAGCUCCGGUUGCUUGGUCCCUGCUCCUGCCAACCUAGCAGUUCGAAAGCACGUCAAAGUGCAAGUAGAUAAAUAGGUACCAUUCCAGCGGGAAGGUGCUCUGGUUCGCCAGAAGCGGCUUAGUCCUGCUGGCCACAUGACCCAGAAGCUGUACGCCGGCUCCCACAGCCAAUAAAGCGAGAUGAGUGCCUCAAGCCCAGAGUUGGCCACAACUAGACCUAAUGGUCAGGGGUCCCUUUACCUUUACCUUUUUACCUCGGGAUCACCUAGUUUCGCCCCCCUGCAAUGCAGGAAUCACAGCUAUGGAAUCCCAUCCAAGCUCUGCUCAAAAACCUACAAGGAAGGAGAGCCCACCACUUUUGAGGUAGUUCGUAGCUCUCCCUAAUGUUUAGUUGGAAUCUCCUUUUCUGUAUCUUGAAUCCAUUGGUUCGGGUCGUCCUCUCUGGAGCAGGAGAAUCUGCUCCCUGAGUCGGUGUAGAUUUGGGGAAGGGUCCCGAGAGUCAUGUAAUCCAGCCCCCUGCAAUGCAGGAGCCACAGCUAAACUCACCAUCUCCUCUGCUCCUGGGGGUAACGAGAAGGGGCCCGAGACUGGCUGGCCAGGGUAACCUGGAUAGCUGGUUUGGUGACUGGGGUUGGGGGUGUCUGGACUGGACUGUUCCUCUGGGUCACUGGUGGUGAGGAGGCCUGUCCUGCUCUUCCAAGGAGACCCCUAACUUCCAGCUGAACCCUAAGACCAUGGGUGACCUGGCAGGGGAAGAGGACAAGAACUGGGGGUGAACCUUGCAGUGCCAACCCUGAAUACUGUCAUGUCCCUUGCAGGAUGUGGGUCCCGGUCUUUUGCUGGCUGGAAGAGUCUCUGCCAAUUGCCACCCCACCCUCUGUGAGUCCCCAGUCCCAGCAGAACUGGAGAUGCAUAGGGAGGGUGUGAUGGCAGACCUGUCUCCUGUGGACACCUUGGAGCCAGACCUCCCACCGCCCCCCACAACUGCUCCACUGGCUCCCUGGCCAGAUAUUGGCCAAGGAGAGCAGCGGAAGGGGAUUGUUCAAAGGUGGGCAGCUGCAGUGAGGACAUCUCCAUCCUUGGCCACUGUCCUCCUGGGCGGUGUUGGUGGCAGGGAAAGUGAGGCCUGCUCAGGAAGGGGGUGAGGAGAACUUCCUCCCUCUCCCCAAAUGCCAACAGCCAUCCAAAUGGAGCCACGAAGCCCACCGCAUGCUCAAAACAAUACCUGCCAAACCAAAUGAUGGAGCCAGCAAGCGGUGUCCUCUGCUCGAUGAUACCUCCCCAUUUCCUUCUUCCUGGUUCCUUCCUCAGUCCUAAUCCUGGAGCACAUCGAGAACGAUGACUUGGGCGGCCGGACCCUCAAGAUCACGGACUUUGGCCUGGCACGCGAGUGGCACAAAACCACCAAGAUGAGCGCUGCAGGGACUUACGCCUGGAUGGCCCCCGAAGUCAUCAAGCUCUCUCUCUUCUCCAAGAGCAGCGACGUGUGGAGGUAAUUGAGGGUCGCAGUGGAGGGGACGGGGAGGGAGGGAGGGAGGAAGGAAGGAAGGACCCAGCUCCCUUGCCCAGAGGGCAGCCAUCUUUCUUCUCUCCAAUCACUGAGAGCCAAACAGAAAUGCAAACGGAUCGGCUCUCCUUGUCACGCAGGAAGCUUCACCUGUUGAACUUCAGCCUGCUGCGCAACUGAUAAAGGACACAGGAGCACCCCCUGGGAAAAACAGAACCCCCAACCACCACCGCUUAGAGGGUGCAGACAGAGAGAUUAGCCGCUUGUGAGGGUGGGCCCUUUUUGACCCAGAAUUGUGGAGUUGGAAGGGACACCCAAAGGCCAUGUAGUCCAACCCCCGGAAUUGCAGACACCAUGCUUGUUUUUAUAACGGUUCCGGGGCAGGGAGAUGGAGUGCCUUCCCUCUGCGGCUGCUUGUGGGUCUGUGGCCUCCCCCCACGGACUCACUCCUUGCCUCUCUCUUCCCGUCUCCCCUUCCCAGCUUUGGGGUGCUGCUGUGGGAGCUGCUGACUGGCGAGGUCCCGUACCGGGAGAUUGACGCCCUGGCGGUGGCCUACGGGGUGGCCAUGAACAAGCUGACCCUGCCCAUCCCCUCCACCUGCCCUGAGCCCUUUGCCCGCCUGCUGGAGGGUGAGUGGGGGCUGCUGCUGCUGGGGGGCCGAGGGCAUGGCCCUCUUCAUGCUUGCUCAGUGCUUCGAGGGUGCGGGGGGCAGGCCAGGGGGGCAGGGGUCUUGUGGCACAGGUGUGUGGUCUCUCCCACAGCUAUAGGGCUGGGGAAGAGCCCCAGGGGCACAAGUGGGGAUUGCGGUGGGGCGCCUUCAGCCUUAUGCCCCCCACCAGUUGCAACCCAAGGCUCAGAAAGAGGUCAAGACCCCUUAUUUUGUUAUCAAAUAAAAGCGCCUCUCCCCCACCCCCUUGUAGGACACUCUUCUCCCCUUGCUUCCUCUGCCAGCCCCUCACCCCAAAGAUUCCCCAAAUAUCUAAACAUUUUGCUGGGCAAAGGACGAGAUGGCACCCCCAGCCCCAUUCCACUUGUGUCCCCUGGGGAGCUCUCCCUCGCCAGGGGGCCCAGCCGAGAGCUUCCUCAAUCUCCCCCCAGGCUCAGGGGAGAGGUGCUUUGGGGAGGCCGCCUGGGAGAACCCGGUCCAAAGGGAGAAGCAAGCUGCACAUGCUCAGAAGCACUCUCUUCCUGAUUUCAGGGCAUGCAGCCCAGGUCUCAGUGCUGAGCCUGCCAUGGCUUGGCCUGCACUGUGGCAAGAGAUUGAGGGGCUUAGUUGGCAUAAAAUUUGGGGUGGAGGGCAUCCAAUGAAAAUGAACGGUGGAAGACCCCAGGAGGCCGUGAGGGCCACCAGCUCAGUUAGCUUUAAUAGACUAUGAUGAUGAUUAUUAUUUAUUACAGUAUAUGCCACCCAUCUUGGACUCACAGCUGUCCAUUGAGAUGCAGGUUAAUUCUGUGUCCAGGGCAGCUGUCUACCAGCUCUAUCUGGUACGCAGGCUGAGACCCUACUUGACCGCAGACUGCCUCGCCAGCGUGGUGCAUGCUCUGGUUAUCUCCCGCUUGGACUACUGCAAUGCGCUCUACGUGGGGCUACCUUUGAAGGUGACCCAGAAACUGCAAUUAAUCCAGAAUGCGGCAGCUAGACUGGUGACUGGGAGUGGCCGCCGGGACCACAUAACACCAGUCCUGAGAGAUCUGCAUUGGCUCCCAGGACUUUCCGAGCACAAUUCAAAGUGUUGGUGCUGACCUUUAAAGCCCUAAACGGCCUCGGUCCAGUAUACCUGAAGGAGCGUCUCCACCCCCAUCGUUCAGCCCGGACACUGAGAUCCAGCGCUGAGGGCCUCCUGGCGGUUCCCUCACUGCGAGAAGUGAGUUACAAGGAACCAGACAGAGGGCCUUCUCGGCGGUGGCGCCUGCCCUGUGGAACGCCCUCCCAUCAGAUGUCAAGGAAAUAAGCAGCUAUCCUAUUUUUAAAAGAUAUCUGAAGGCAGCCCUGUUUUGGGAAGUUUUUAAUAUUUAAUGCUGUAUUGUUUUUAACACUUGAUUGGAAGCCGCCCAGAGUGGCUGGGGAGACUCAGCCAGAUGGGUGGGGUAUAAAUAAUAAAUUAUUAUUAUUAUUAUUAUUAUCUGACUGGGUUGUCCCAGUCACUCUGGGCGGCUCCCAACAAAAUAUUAAAACCCCAAUAGAACAGAUUCAUGGAGGAGAAGACUAUGCCCUGUCUCCACCAUCAGAGACAGGAAGUGCUUCCAAAUCCCAGUUCCUGAAACCACAGGAAGGGAGAGUCUUGCUCUUGCCCUUGAACCUUCUUGCUGGUUUCCCACAAGAGUUACCUGCCCGGUCAGUGCAAGAACAAGAUGCUGAGCGAGCCGUCGUCCGGACGCUGCAGGCUCCUCUUCUGUUCUUGUGGAACCUCCAGCCUCGGAGGCAGUCUAUCCAGAUUCCUUGGGACAUUUGGCCUCUGCGGGAACAGGAAGCUGGGCUGGUUGGGCCCCUGACAGGUUCCGCCAGGCUCUUCUUAAUGCUGGCUUUGUUUGGCCUUCUCCUCUGACCUUCUCUCCCCACAGAGUGCUGGAGCCCGGACCCCCAUGCCCGGCCGGACUUCGGCUCCAUCCUGCAGCAGCUGGUGGCCAUCGAGCAGUCGGCCAUGUUCCAGAUGCCCCUGGAGUCCUUCCACUCUCUGCAACAGGACUGGAAGGUGGAGAUUGCUGACAUGUUCUACGACCUGCGUGCCAAGGAAAAAGUGAGUCUGCUUCUUCUGGCUCUGCAUCUCUUGGGGCUCAGUCCCACUUGCCUUUCCUCUCUGCUGUAGAGCUCCAAGUCCAAGUUCCUUUUGUUGUUGUUUAGUCGUGUCCGACUCUUCGUGACCCCCUGGACCAGAGCACGCCAGGCACUCCUGUCUUCCACUGCCUCCCGCAGUUUGGUCAAACUCAUGCUGGUAGCUUCGAAAACACUGUCCAACCAUCUCAUCCUCCGUCAUCCCCUUUUUCUUGUGCCCUCCAUCUUUCCCAACAUCAGGGUCUUUUCCAGGGAGUCUUCUCUUCUCCUGAGGUGACCAAAGUAUUGGAGCCUCAGCUUCACGAUCUGUCCUUCCAGUGAGCACUCAGGGCUGAUUUCCUUGAGAAUGGAGAGGUUUGAUCUUCUUGCAGUCCAUGGGACUCUCAAGAGUCUCCUCCAGCACCAUAAUUCAAAAGCAUCCAUUCUUCGGCGAUCAGCUUUCUUUAUGGUCCAGCUCUCACUUCCAUACAUCGCUACUGGGAAAACCAUAGCUUUAACUAUACGGACCUUUGUUGCUUUGUUCCUUUUAAUUAUUCCUUUUCUGCCCCAGAGCUUUCUCUGCGGAAAUCCAGGGCAGAUCUACACUUGUGGUUUUUAACGCUAAGGAAGGGUUUUGAUAACGUAAAUGGACACCUGUUGUCCUCCUUUAAGGCGUUAUUAAAAUGUGGUGCUGCAGAGCAACCGGCAGUAGGAAGACAGAGUUUUGAUAAAAGGAACCAAGGUUAAAAAAGUGCUUUCCUUUCCAAGUAUGCCCUGUGACGCCUUGGAACGGCAGAUCUUAUACCGUUCUUAUAGCGUUAAACAGGUCGGUGUAGAUCCAGCCCCGCUCUUUACGGCUGAAUCGGAGCCAACGUCAGUAGGCAGAAAACCCCAGUUGCCGUUUGGAGUGCUUCUGUUUUAAAGAGCGAAGGAAAGGCUGCUCUGACGUGGAGCUUUAAAAUGCCUGGGAAGAGCGAGGCAGCAGUUAAGUGGGGACAAGCCCUCAGAGUUUGGAAACAGCAAGAAGGGGGUGGACUCUUGUGCUUAGAUCCUGCUUGUGGGUUUUAGGGCAGCUGGUUGGCCACUGUGAGAACAGGAUGCUGGCCUGAUCCAACAGCCUCUUCUUGUUUUCCAUGGAACCUCCAGAUCCACAGGCAGUCUAUCCUAAUUCCUAGCUUCUUAGAGGCAUUUGGCCACUGGGGAAACAGGAUGGUGGACUAGAUUUGGGGGGGGGGCAUGGGGUGGUUGGGUGUGGAGGACUCCCUGGUCCUGAAUGGGGUAACUGUGCCCCUGAAGGACUCAUUUUGGACUCAUAGCUGUCCACAGAGGUGCAGGUCAAUUCUGUGUCCAGGGCAGCUGUCUGCCAGCUCCAUCUGGUAUGCCGGCUGAGACCCUACCUGCCCGUGGACUGUCUUGCCAGAGUGGUUCAUACUCUGCUUAUCGCCUGCUUGGACUACUGCAAUGGGCUCUACGUGGGGCUACCUUUGAAGGGGACCCGGAAACUACAACUAAUCCAGAAUGUGGCCACCGGGACCACAUAACACCGGUCUUGAAAGACCUACAUUGGUUCCCAGUAUGUUUCUGGGCAAAAUUCAAAGUGUUGGUGCUGACCUUGAAAGCCCUAAAUGGCCUCAAAGACACAGUAUACCUGAAGGAGCAUCUCCACCUCCAUCGUUCAGCCCGGACACUGAGGUCCAGCACCGAGGGCCUUCUGACGGUUCCCUCCCUGCGAGAAGCCAAGUUACAGGGAACCAGGCAGAGGGCCUUCUUGGUAGUGGCGCCCACACUGUGGAAUGCCCUCCCUCCAGAUGUCAAAGAGAACAACAACUACCAGACUUUUAGAAGACAUCUGAAGGCAGCCCUGUUUAGGGAAGCCUUUAAUAUUUGAUGAAUUAUUGUAUUUUUAUAUUUUGCUGGAAGCCACCCAGAGUGGCUGGGGAAACCCAGCCAGAUGGGCGGGGUAUAAAUAAAAUUAUUAUUAUUAUUAUUAUUAUUAUUAUUAUUAUUAUUAUUAUGUCAUUGGGCUGAUCCAGCAGUCAGGCUGUUCUUAUGGAGCCUCCAGGUCCUGAGACAGUCUGUCUAGAUUCUUGGGUUCUUUGGGGCAUUUGACCAUUGUGAGAACAGGAGGCUGGACCAGAUGGCUGGACCCUUUGGCAGCUGACCCAGCCUGCUCUGCUUAUGUUCUUAAUAAUAAUAAUAAUAAUAAUAAUAAUAAUAAAUUUUAUUUAUACCCCGCCCUCCCCAGCCAAGACCGGGCUCAGGGCGGCUAACACUCGAUAUAAAAACAAAUUGAUUGAGACACAACUUAAAAACAAGAUUAAAAUACAACAUUAAAACAUUAAAAUUAAAAUACAGCCUCAUUUCAAUGGAAACUCAAAUCAAAAACUUUUUUGGGGAUGAAAACGUCAAGUCUUCACCAAGGCCAACUAUCCAGACUGGUCCUACAUGGGCCAGAAGAAAGCUGGGGAAGUCUUAGGCUGCCGCUCAAUGCUGGCAGACGUGUGCUUACUUUGCACAUGCUCAGAGGGACUCCUCUUGGUUCAGCCUGCCUUGCCCUCAUGAGUAGGUCCUGGGGCUGAGCCGUGGCGGGUGGGCGGCUGGUCCGUCGGGUGGUGUUGGGAUCCCAUCGCCCGCUGUCUCCUUUGCCCCAGGAGCUGCGUAGCCGGGAGGAGGAGCUUCUUCGGGCGGCUGAGGAGCAGAAGACUCAGGAAGCCGAGCUGCGCCGGCGGGAGCAGGAGCUGGCUGAGCGGGAGAUCGACAUCGUGGAGCGGGAGCUGAACCUCAUCAUGAUGCAGGUGGGCCAAGAGAAGCCCCGCGUCAAGAAGAGGAAGGGCCACUUCCGGUGCUCCCGCCUCAAGCUGCGAGACGGGAGCCGCAUCAGCCUCCCUUCAGGUACGGGCCGGCAGCCGCCGGGAGCAGAGCGCUGGCUUGGCCGGCCAAAGAGCCUGGAGGGUGGAGGGCGGGCCGCCGGUCCAAAAGGGUCGCUUGCAGCACCACAACUGUGGAACUCCCUGCCGAUUGAUAUUUAGGCAGGCUCCUUCUCUGGACUCAUUUCGGCUGCUGAAAUCAUUUUUGUUUAGACAAGCCCGGCCAGGUGUUUUAAGAAGCUGAAUCGAGUUCUAAUUUGCAUUGUGUCUAUUGCUAUUUUCACUUUCCAAGUGAAAGUGGGUGGUGGUUUGUUUUGUUUUUUGUUUUGUUUUGGUAAAGUGUUUAUUUAUUUCAUCUUAUAAUGUAUUUACAGGAAACAAUUAAAGUCGUUUUUCUUUUGACAAGCUUUUCCAACUAGGUGAAAGAGCCUCUGCCUUAGAUGUUCCUUUUGUAUUAUUUUUAAACCUGUCUUUUUCGUCCAGUUGCCGAAGCCGUUUUUAGCUGUUUUUAAUAGCGCAUUUGUAAAAUCACCUUAGGGACACGGGUGGCGCUGUGGGUUAAACCACAGAACCUAGGGCUUGCCGAUCAGAAGGUCGGAGGUUCGAAUCCCCACGGCGGGGUGAGCUCCCAUUGCUCAGUCCCAGCUCCUGCCAACCUAGCAAUUUGAGAGCACAUCAAAGUGCAAGUAGAUCAAUAGGUGCCGCUCCGGCGGGAAGGUAAACGGCGUUUCCGUGCGCUGCUCUGGUUUACCAGAAGCGGCUUAGUCAUGCUGGCCACAUGACCCGGAAGCUGUACGCUGGCUCCCUCGGCCAGUAAAGUGAAAUGAGCGCCGCAACCCCAGAGUCGGCCACGACUGGACCUAAUGGUCAGGGGUCCCUUUACCUUUAUAAUGUACUACCUGCACUUCCAGGAAACAACUAAAGUCAUUUUUCUUUUGACAAGCCUUUCCAACUGGGUGAAAGAGCCUCUGCCUUAGAUGUUCCUUUUGUAUUAUUUUUAAACCUGUCUUUUCCGUCCAGUUGCCUUAGCUGUUUUUAACAGCAUGUUUGUAAAAUCGCCUUGGGACUACUGUAAACGGCAAUUCAUAAAUUCAGCCCCAAAGAGAGCUCUGGCUGGCAAAAGGCAGUCUGGGGAGUCUCCAAAGCUCUCUUAAUCCUUGCCCAUCUCAUCCCUUGGUCUCCUAGAUCCGCAGGUUUGUAGAAUUAAGAACACCUGGUGAAAAGCAGGAGGGCCAUGAUCCGGCCUUGAGGGUGGGUGGAGGGGCAGGCCAGGGACUGACGCCUCCUCUGUCUCCUUCCUCCCCAUCUAGGCUUUGAGCACAAGAUCACGGUGCAGGCCUCUCCCACUCUCGACCGGCGGAAAGGCCUGGGGGCCAACGGCGCCAGUCCCCCCGCAAGCCCCAUCAGCAUCCCACGGCUGCGGGCCAUCCGCCGUGAGUGUCUGCGCACAGAAAUACAAAACUGUAGAGUCAGAAGGGGCCCCCAAGGGCCAUCUAGUCCAACCCCCUGCAAUGCAGGAAUCCCAAUUAGAUCAUCCAUGACAGGUGGACACACCCCCAGCCUCUGCUUAGAAACUGCCAAGAAAGAGAGUCCGCCACCUUCCAUCCCACGGCCGAACAGCUCUUACUGUCAGAAAGUUCUUCCUGGUGUUUAGUCGGAAUCUCCUUUCUUUGUAACCUGAAGCCAUGGGUUCGAGUCCUACCCUCCAGAGCAAACUUGCCCCACCUUCCAUGGGACAGCCGUUGAGAUAUUUGAAGAUGUCCAUCAUAUCUCCUCCUGGUCCCCUCUUUUCCUGGCUAAGCGUCUUGGGUGGCCAUCACCCCCCAAGGUUGGUUGGUUGGAGGCUGGUAUUUUUCGGAGGCCCAGCGACGCAUGUGUGCCCGCCCCCCCGCCAGUCUUGCAAGGGAUGCAUCUCUUGGCUCGCAGGCUGAGGCUUCUACUGCUCCCCCUUCCUGAAUAUUCUGAGCACCCAAGAUCCCACCGGGCAAAAGGGGAAUUCGGUGGCUCAGUUUCAUUUUUUUCUAUUUUUAAAAUAUGUUUUGUGGCCUUGCGGCUGCAGAUAUCUAUUUUUAUGAACUGCACCCAACCCUGUCAAGGGCAACUCACACCAUAAAAUCAUGGAAAACGUCACCCUAACGUUUAAUAAUAAUAAUAAUAAUAAUAAUAAUUUAUUAUUUAUACCCCACCCAUCUGGCUGGGUUUCCCCAGCCACUCCAGGCGGCUUCCAACAGAACACCAAAAUACAAUAACCUAUUAAACAUUAAAAGCAUCCCUAAACAGGGCUGCCUUCAGAUGUCUUCUAAAAGUCUGGUAGUUGUUGUUCUCUUUGACAUCUGGUGGGAGGGUGUUCCACAGGGUGGGUGCCACUACCAAGAAGGCCCUCUGCCUGGUUCACUGCAACUUGGCUUCUCGCAGUGAGGGAACCGCCAGAAGGCCCUUGGAGCUGGACCUCAGUGUCCGGGCAGAAUGAUAGGGGUGGAGACGCUCCUUCAAGUAUACUGGACCGAGGCUGUUUAGGGCUUUAAAGGUCAGCACCAACACUUUGAAUUGUGCUUGGAAACGUCCUGAGAGCCAAUGUAGGUCUUUCAGGACCGGUCUUAUGUGGUCUCGGCGGCUGCUCCCAGUCACCAGUCUAGCUGCCGCAUUCUGGAUUAGUUGUAGUUUCCGGGUCACCUUCAAAGGUAGCCCCACGUAGAGCGCAUUGCAGUAGGCCAAGCAAGAGAUAACGAGCGCCAUCGUAACAACCACAGGACUCACUAUGCUUUUGGCCCCAACAAAAAACCCAAAUUCAAGCGUUCAAGAUCCGCCGGGUAGUUUUAUCCCAGUUUCCUACGGGCUGCCCAGACAGGCCAGAUCUGAUAGGGUUUCCCUUGUAAGAGCAAUGGUGAGGUACGAUGGGCCAGUCUGUAAAAUUGGCCGCCUCUAACCUGGGACAAGGACAGUGGGGGGGGGGGCGCUGUUGAAACCAGAGGAAGGAGCGCCUGAUCUCCUCCCCUUCCUGCUCUCUCCCCCCUCCUCUCUGGUGUUGCAGUGACCCCCCUGGACGGGACCCGGACGUGGGGACGCAGCAGCUUGGUGAAGAAGGAGGAGCUGGUGGGGAGCAAGAAGAAAGGCAGGACGUGGGGGCCCAGCUCCACCCUCCAUAAGGAGAGGCUGGGAGGGGAGGAGAGGUAAGCAAAGCGGGGGGGGGGCAUGGCUGUGGCAAGGGAAGGGUUAAGGGGGGAGGGGGUUCCAGCCCCCUCAUAGGAUGAGUGAAAGAGGGCCUUGCAAGGGAGGAGGAAAGCGCAGGGUGGUAGUGUUGGAAGGGACCCCCUGCGGUCAUCUAGCCCAACCCCCCGCAAGGCAGGAAUCGCAGCUAAAGAAUCGCAGAAUUGUUGAGUCCCACAGGUUCGCGAAGGAGGUAGUGGGAAAAAGACAGGACGGAACCAAAAAAUUACACAAAACAAAUGAAAUGUCAUGAAAAUCCCUGAAACGAGAAGUAAUCGGAUAUAGAGUUAAGCUAAAUAACAAAAAUCAAAAAGUCAAGGGGGAAAAUUAACCUAGAAUGAAACAAAGACUUAACGAGAUGUCGGCUACAAAACUCAUUUCACUGAACUAAUCUGUUUCCUCAGAAGGAAAUAAAGAAAUUAUAAACCUUAAAAACUUGUCAUUGAGGUUUUCAUACCUUUUUUAUAAACGCAGUGAAGCGUUUCAGCCCUGCUCUUGAGUUUGGUUAAAAUCAUUUAAGGUUUAUAAUUUCUUUAUUUCCUUCUGAGGAAACGGAUUAGUUCAGUGAAACGAGUUUUGUAGCCAGCAUCUCGUUAAGUCUUUGUUUAAUUCUAGGUUAAUUUUUCCCCUUGACUUUUUGAUUUUUGUUAUUUAGUUUCACUCUAUAUCUGAUUGCCGUAUUUUUCGCUCCAUAAGACGCACCUGACCAUAAGACGCACCUAGUUUUUAGAGGAGGAAAACAAGAAAAAAAAUAUUCUGAACGAAACAGUGGAUGUAUGAUUUUUGUGGUUCAUGCUGUGGCCACAGACAUAGGAUUUGACGGUGAGUUUGGGGUAGCCCAAUGCAAAAAUCCUGAGAAUCCAUGUGGAUCCAUGCUUUGUAACCACGUUUUUGCACCAUUGUGGCCCCAUGAAACAAUGGAUGCGUGUUUUUUUGGUGCAGGCUAUAGCCAUGGACAUGCUAUGUGAUCUGAUGCUGAAUUUGGCAUGACCCAAUGCAAAAAUCCUGAGAAUCCAUGUGCUUUUACCUCCUCCCUCCCAGGCAGCCUCCUUUAUCUCUAGAGUCCCUUAUCUCCCUCCCGAUCCCUUGCUGAUCAGCUGAUCAGCGGAUUUGUUUCAACACCCCCUUCCCUCUUUCUAAAAAAUAAAGCAUGAUUUGCUUUUUGCCCCUUGGCAAUUCGGCUCCAGGGACAACGCAUUCGCUCCAUAAGACGUACAGACAUUUCCCCUUACUUUUUAGGAGGAAAAAAGUGUGUGUUAUGGAGCGAAAAAUACGGUACUUCUCAUUUCAGGGAUUUCACGGCAUUUCAUUUGUUUCCUGCGAAGGAGGAGACUUCUGGUAUUGGAAGUGGGGUGGGGGGGCCAACCAGGCAGCUGCCCACCUGAAGCGGCUGGAGGGUGGGGCAGAAGGCAGGGAGUUGACCCUUCCUCUCCAUCAUCAUCACCAUCUGCUGAUUCACAGGUUGAAGUCCCUGGCGGAGGGGAGCAAGCAGUGGUCGUCCAGUGCCCCCAACCUGGGCAAGUCCCCCAAGCACGCCCCUCUGGUGGUGGGUUUCGCCAGCCUCACAGAGAUGGGUAAGUAGGUCCUCCACUUCAGGGAAGAAGCAGAGGGGUUGGGGGCUGCCCUGGGGUCGGCCACCUUUCGCUGGAGGGGACAAGCCCUUGAGCAUCUUCCUUUGUGGGGGCCAGUCUGGUGGAAAGCAGCAGGAGGACAAAAUUGGGGAAGGGGCCUUGAUGUCUUCCCCCUCCUCUAACCUGACCUGCCUUUCUCCCUCUACAGAGGAAUACGCAGAGCAGGAAGGGGGCAGCAGCAGCCCCUGCUCCCCCUACCUGCCCCUCUCGCCGCCCCCCGGGGCCGAAGGUGCCACCAGCCUGCCACCGGAAGGUCCCAAGCGGCGGGCGCCCCCCUGCCACCGCCGCAGUGAACUGGUCCUGCUGGGCUGCGCCUCCAUCUUGGCCUCCAUCGCUCUGGGGGGAGACCUAGCUGAGCUGGCAGGGGACGGGGCAUCCGGGGGCGGCCUGUCAGGGCCCCCUAGCUCCACCACGCUCCUGUCCCUCUCCUCGCUCUCCGACUGCAACUCCACCAAGUCCCUGCUGCCCUCAGACAGCGAUGAGGCCCCCGCCUGCGGGCCCCCUGAGAGCCCCCCGCCCAGGGGCCCCCGCCACAACCCCCUGGUGGACGUCACGGUGGAGAGCUUCAAGAAGGACCCCCGCCAGUCGCUCACCCCCACCCACGUCAGCGCCACCAGGGCCGUCAGCCGCGGGCACCGCCGGACGCCCUCGGAUGGGGCCAUCCGUCAGGGGCCACCGGGGCCCGAAUGCCAGGGUGAGUGCUGGGGCGGACGGCUUGAUCGGAAUGGGGAGGGGGGCUUCUCUCCAGGGCCCUGGAUGUGCUGAGCACCAGUCAGUUUUCCUGGGGGAGUGAAUGGGUGCAGGCCAGAAGAAGACCUGAGGUGGAAGGGGCUCUGGAAUUGGUCCUGAGCCCCAGACAUGGCUAGGCUGGGGGUGGGGAGAGCCUGUUUCGCCUCCUUCUGUAAAAUUAGUAUUUUGUUUAUUGGGGGGGACCUGUACGGCCUAGGACCCUCGUACCUACAGGACCACCUCUCCUGGUAUGUCCCACGGAGGACCUUACAGUCUUAAAACAAAAACACCUUGGAGGUCCCGGGCCACAGGGAGGUUAGGCUGGCCUCAACCAGAGCCAGGGCUUUUUUGGCCGUGGCCCCGAUCUGGUGGAACGCUGUGUCACAAGAGACUGGGGCCCUAUGGGACUUGACAUCUUUCCGCAGGGCCUGCAAGACUGAGCUGUUCCACCAGGCCUUUGGCCAAGGCACAGUCUGACCCCCUCCUUUGGUAAUCCUCACAGAACUCUAACCCAAUGGUUGCCAUUAAUUUGAUUUUGAAUUGAUUUUAAAAUGAAUUGAUUUUAGAAUGCUGCGUUACUUUUAUUGUUCUCACCCGCUCUGAGCCCAGCUUCAGCUGGGGAGGGUAGGAUAUAAAUAAAUUAUUAUUAUUAUUAUUAUUAUUAUUAUUAUUAUUAUUAUGAAGUUAUAAUAGAAAUACAGACUUGGGAGGGAAUUCAAAAACACCUGACCUCUUGUUUAAAAAUAUCAGGGAAGGUGCAGUAUGGUCAAAGGCUAGCCACUUAGGGUGGGAAAAGAUAAAUAUCUGCAGCAAAAGUUUCCCCAACAUUUUGUAUAUUUCUUGGGGGGGCGGGGGGGCAGAAUCCCCCAGAAAGCAAGACACACGCAGCUCCCUCUCCUGCCCGCCAUGAUGAUUCUCCUUUCCCCUCCCCAGGCUCGCAAGAAGCGCCGCCCUUCCCUCGCCUGCCCGACCCCCCCUCGCUCGUCCCAGCCCACCGCAAGGCCACAGAGCACCCCAACGCCUCCCUGUCGCCGGUGGAGCGCCCCCGGACCCUGGCCUUUGCCCCCCGGCCUCGCCCGGCAGCAGGGCGCCACCGCAUCGACCCCUGGAAGCUGGUCUCCUUUGUCCGGACGCAGGGGGGGCCCUCCUCUUCCUCGCCGGGUGAGCCCGCCAAGGGGGCCCGGCAGACCCUUCUCGACAUGGACAUGGAGGGGCAGACCCGGGACAGCACCGUCCCCCUAUGUGGGGGUCAGGCCCCCUGCUGCGGCGGGCUGGAGGGAGACAUCUCACACUGA